GAACUACUAAGAGAAAUCGAGCUCUUUCUGGGCUCAUCACUUCCAUGCAAAAAACCUCCCGUAUUGAAGGAAACUUUCCUGCCAGCACAUCAGCUCCUACCAUUCACUACCGGCAUACUUUGUUGUUUCACACGAACAUCCGUUUCUCACCUCUGCAUUGUCCAACGUUGCCAUUGCCCGGGCAUGAUUGUUGAGGACUCAUCAUCAUGCAAUGCCUACUGUUAUCAUCAUGCCAUGCCAACCGAAUCAUCAUGCCAUGUCAACAUCAUGCCAUGCCAACCAAUAUCAUCAUGCCAUGCCAGCUGAAUGCCUGCACUGUUUCUGGUGAACCAUGCUGGGCAGUGACUUCAUACCUUGGAAUUAACUUACAUGACAUCAUGCUUUAGUUCCUACCUUAAAAGGAUUCCAUUAUUCACAUUCUAGUGUCAGGCCUACAGAUGUAUGCAGGGUAUGCUUUUGUUUAUUUUGAAGAUGAACGUGAUGCUGAAGAUGCCAUACGAGGCCUUGAUGAUAUUCCUUUUGGCUAUAGUAGGCGCAGGCUGUCAGUUGAGUGGUCAAGGCAAGGGGAACGUGGUCCACGACAUGGCUCUAGGUCAAUGGCAAACAUUAGGCCCACUAAAACACUUUUUGUUAUCAAUUUUGAUCCAAUCCGUACUAGAGUCAGGGACGUCGAAAGGCAUUUUGAACCUUAUGGGAAGAUUUUAAAUAUUCGGAUCAGGAGGAACUUUGCAUUUGUGCAGUUUGAAACCCAGGAGGAAGCCACAAAAGCCCUUGGACGUACAAAUUUGAGCAAGAUAUUGGAUCGUGUUGUAUCGGUUGAGUAUGCCUUUAGGGAUGAUGGUGAGCAUGGUGACAGGAGGGACAGCCCUCCGAGGGGUGGUUAUGGAAGGCGUAAUGUUAGCCCAUAUGGUCGCUCUGUUAGUCCAGUGUACAACAGGGCUCGCCCAAGUCCUGACUAUGGUCGUGCCCAUAGUCCUGUCUAUGAUCGAUAUGACAGAGCAUAUGAUAGGAGCAGAAGUCCUGAUUGUGGUCAUUAUCGAAGCCGCUCUCCUGUCAGAAGGUCUAGGACAUGAAGCGUCCGGGUUGUGAGAGGCUGUGCGUGGUGAACGAAUCAUCAGGAGACUAUCAUUAGGAUUUCUCUGCAUCCGCCCCUUUUACCCUUUGAUUAGCUCUUAGCGAGGAAGCCAGCGUGGUUAUGUUAUAUAAUUUUAUGAUUGGAUGCUAUAUUCGUUUUCAUUUUUUUUUUGUUUUACUGAUACGAGUUGCAUUAGUUUCGUCCUAGUUACUUUAUGGUAAAAGCGUUUAAUUAAGGAUUGUAUUAGAUAAGUGCCUACUAGUUUUGUUCUCUUCUUCCCGUCGACCUCAUAGUGACUGUUAAUGGUGUUAUGGAUUGGACUAAUGUCCUUCGUUGCGUGA
Phoenix dactylifera (date palm) is the source of this 1416-nucleotide messenger RNA. Its product is annotated as serine/arginine-rich splicing factor RS31-like. Lineage: Eukaryota; Viridiplantae; Streptophyta; Magnoliopsida; Arecales; Arecaceae. The record is from RefSeq and is a predicted model, not a curated record. Gene Ontology annotation, molecular function: RNA binding.